CACAAUCACAUUAAGUUAGUGGAUCUAGCGUUUCAAAAGGUCUUUGUGCCGGAUUCCAUCUAAAUCCUUGACAUCAGGAACUUAUUGAAUAUUGAGGACUUGUAAUUUUUGUGAAUCCAGUAUUUGGUGCACGAUAGAGGCACUGUAAAGCAUCUCACCCCUUACGUAUUAUUUGCUUUGCAUUCACAAUGUCAAUUCCUGAGUCUUGUACGAUCUUGGUGGCAGGUGGUGGCCCUGCUGGUUCAUAUGCAGCUGCGGCUUUGGCUCGUGAGGGCAACGAUGUUGUGCUUCUCGAAGCUGAUCAGCACCCUCGCUACCAUAUCGGUGAGAGUAUGCUCCCAUCGAUAAGGCCUCUACUGCGUUUCAUCGAUCUCGAACAGAAAUUCGAAGCUCACGGCUUCCAGAAAAAACUCGGUGCUGCUUUCAAGCUCACCUCGAAGCGUGAAGGAUAUACCGAUUUUCUCGCAGCCCAUGGGCCUAACGGAUACUCUUGGAACGUGAUACGCUCCGAGUCGGAUGAGAUCCUAUUUAACCACGCCCGCGAAAGCGGCGCUAAAGCUUUCCAUGGGGUGAAAGUAAAUUCGCUAGAAUUUGAAGAUUAUGAGAGCGAAUUCCCCAACGGAGAAAAGGUGGCUAAUCCUGGAAAACCUAUUUCCGCAAAGUGGUCUUCUAAGGACGGUCGUUCUGGUGAGAUCACUUUCAAAUAUCUCGUGGAUGCAACUGGACGGGUAGGUAUUACAUCGACCAAGUACCUCAAAAACCGCCACUACAAUGAGGGCCUAAAGAACCUCGCCAUCUGGGGCUACUACAAGAACAACACGCCCUGGGCACAGGGUACUCCGAGGGAGAAUCAGCCUUUCUUUGAGGGUAUGCGAGAUGGUGCCGGUUGGUGCUGGACUAUUCCGCUGCACAAUGGCACGGUCUCUGUUGGAGCCGUCAUGCGAAGGGAUCUUUUCUUCGAAAAGAAGAAGAGUCUUGGCGAAAAUGCAACCAACUCACAAAUCAUGGCGGAAUGUAUGAAACUAUGUCCUACCAUAGGAGAGCUACUCGAGCCAGCUGAGUUGGUAUCCGACAUCAAGCAGGCAACAGAUUACUCGUACAGCGCGACCGCAUACGCUGGCCCCAACUUCCGUAUUAUUGGAGAUGCAGGCUGCUUCAUUGAUCCCUUCUUCUCAUCUGGCCACCACUUGGCCGUCGCUGGCGCACUUGCAGCUGCUGUUUCAAUCAACGCAUCUAUCAAAGGAGACUGCACCGAGUACCAAGCCUCAAAAUGGCACGCCAAGAAAGUAGAUGAAGGUUACACCCUCUUCCUGCUCGUCGUCAUGGCUGCUCUUAAGCAGAUCAGGAUGCAAGUGAACCCAGUGUUGAGCGACGUUGAUGAGGAUGGCUUCGACAGGGCUUUCCAGUUCCUCAAACCAGUUAUCCAAGGCUCUGGCUCUUCCGAGGCUGUACAGAAGUUCACUAAGGAAGACGUAGCGCAAACAAUCGACUUCGCUGUACAUGCUCUCAAUAACAUGGCGGAAAUGGAUAUGGACAUUCCCGAGCAUAUGAUUAACGGAACUGAAAAAGUUGCAAAUGGAGCGACAAGUAGUGCCAACGGAACUGAUAAACAGGCCGGUAUUGCUUCAAGCAUGGAGAAGCUUACUCCUGAUGAAGAGAAAGUCGUGAAUGGACUUCGUAUUCUCGGCAAGGCCGCUCCAGGCGGAACUUUAACCGACUUUGAAGGCACUGCAAUUGAUGGCUUGACACCUCGGUUAGAACAUGGCAAUCUGGGUCUCAAUAAGGUUUGAGGACGUACAAACGUGUAUAUUGGCAUGUGUCGAACUGCACUGCACGGAAUGCUUCUUCAUGCUCCUUCGCUAUAUGGAAUGAAUCAAGCGGACUGGACAUGCAGAAUAUCCUUAUUUCUCACUGCAGAUGCAAUUCUCCAUUUAUCCAAGGCUUUCCGAAAACUUUUGGUCUAGUAUACGUCAUAACGGCCGAGUGAGGCAAAUU
Molecule: messenger RNA, 1995 nt
Organism: Talaromyces proteolyticus
Lineage: Eukaryota; Fungi; Ascomycota; Eurotiomycetes; Eurotiales; Trichocomaceae
Exons: 6
Coding region: 189-1790 (533 amino acids)
Molecular function (GO): monooxygenase activity
Source: RefSeq, a predicted model, not a curated record